AGCAUUGUCGGCGCUGUCACCGUCAUAUAUGACGCGCGUUAAUUGCCACUUUGCCAGUCGUUUCACCGUAGUUUCCGUGUUGGUGUGUUGUGACAGUUCGCCCGGAACAGCGCGGUGUCGAGGUUCAAUCGUUAGAUGGGAUGCUUCUAUGAUUGUCGUGAGACUCGUUGCGGGAUUAUAGAAUGAUCGAACUUUGUGUAGACGCUCGUUGAGGGUUAACGUUGGCAUAGUGAUGCAGAACGCGCGUGUCAGCGAUGAGAAUAUGGAACAAAGUUGGCCGGAGAAAAGGACGAUCAGAUUCCGACAAUACGAUACUGACAAGUCCAAAACUCAUGUGUCAUGUCACGACAAGCGCGUGGAGAAUGUGGAUCUUACGCACUAUAGGCCGCAAUUAUCCGACAGCCAAGAUGCGCAAAAGAAGAAGCAACGAGUAUCGUUGAUGCAAUUUUUGAGAACAGAAUUAACGAGAGGUUAUCAGCUAGAGCAUGAUGAGGAAAGAUUUUCCGCAAGAAGGGAAAAAGUUUACUCGUUCAUGAAAAUUCCUAGAGAAGUGGAAAACUUUAUGGCGUAUGGAUUCCUUCAGUGUGCCGAUUCCUUUCUAUUUGUGUAUACAUUUUUACCACUAAGAUUUGCAAUGGCUUUGUGGGCAGUGAUUACAAGACCUUUACGACACUAUCUGAGGGGUAGAAAUGAAAAAGAUCAUGCAAAGAGUACGGAAAGAUAUUUAAGUCCAGCUGAAGUAUGUGAUUUAUUGAAAGGAAUUGUAGUGGUAGGUUGCUGGGCAGCAACCUGGAAGGUGGACACCUCCAUGAUGUAUCAUUUAGUUAAGAGUCAAUCAGUUAUAAAGUUAUAUAUAUUUUAUAAUAUGCUAGAAGUAGGAGAUCGUCUUUUCAGUGCUUUCGGCCAAGACACUAUUGAUGCACUGCUUUGGACCGCUACUGAGCCACAAUCACGUUCGAAUUCUACUCGUACGAAACAUUUCGGUACAUUACCGCAUCUCCUGUUUGCCAUCACUUAUGUGUUGUUACACAGCAUAUUAGUAUUAUUUCAAGCGACGACGUUAAAUGUGGCAAUUAACAGUAGUAAUAAAGCCCUUCUCACAAUUAUGAUGUCCAACAACUUUGUAGAAUUGAAGGGUUCUGUUUUCAAGAAGUUUGACAAGAACAACUUGUUCCAAUUAUCUUGCGCCGACGUCAGAGAAAGGUUCCAUCUGAUUAUGUUGCUUCUUGCAGUGAGUCUGCAAACGAUGAAAGAAUACGCAUGGCAUAGCGAUCGUCUCGCUGUCUUGUUACCCGAUUGCGUGACGUUAUUGUUAGCAGAAGUUCUCGUUGAUUGGGUGAAACAUGCGUUCAUCACACGUUUCAACGAGCUACCUUCGACCGUCUACAGGGAUUAUACCGUGAGUUUGGCUUAUGACAUGGCACAGACACGUCGAGAGACGGCAUUCUCGGAUCCCUCAGAUUUGGUUGCGCGGCGAAUGGGCUUUAUACCUCUUCCUCUUGGAGUCGCCAUGGCUCGCGUAUUAUGUACGACUCUGACGCCAUCCGCAAGACCCGCUAACAUCAUACUUCUAUUAUUAGCUUAUCUUAUAUUAGUAUCUUUUCGUAUAUUGAAUAGUUUAAUCAUUCUUGGAAAGGCGUGCGACAUAAUGUCAUCGCAACCUGAUAAAGACGACGUUCCCACGAAGUCUCCGUCGAAGAAUCGUGCCAAUAGUGUCGAUAUGAAAAAUCCAAAUCUUGGCACGGCUAUCUUUUCAAAUAGCGCCGUCAGCUUGAACAAUGUCUGUUUGAACGAGGCGUUUCUGGAGCCGGAAGAGACACAGAAAAGUGAAAAACUUCAGUGUAAUUUUGACGAACUCACGAACGUCACGAAAACUGUGUUAAGGACAGGAAGCGAACCCCUUCUUCCACAAUGACAAAUCUUAAUAGCGCAAUUAAAAUGUAAUGAUUUUUUUUUUUAUUUAUAAAUUGUACAUAUUUUGUUGUACAUAUAUACAU
Messenger RNA from Atta colombica, 1997 nucleotides. Its product is annotated as protein TAPT1 homolog. Gene Ontology annotation, cellular component: endoplasmic reticulum membrane; ciliary basal body. Bases 233 to 1915 code for a protein of 560 amino acids. Lineage: Eukaryota; Metazoa; Arthropoda; Insecta; Hymenoptera; Formicidae. The transcript is spliced from 7 exons. The record is from RefSeq and is a predicted model, not a curated record. Gene Ontology annotation, biological process: maintenance of protein localization in endoplasmic reticulum; positive regulation of cilium assembly.